CAACCGCUUUGUAUGUUCUCUGCUGUGCGCAAGGCGUCCUGCAAAAAUGAGCCGUCCUCACCCCGCUGGGCCACUUGCAACCUAUAACAGUCUGACAGACAAACACCUGGUUGGCUACUUUAGCAACGUAAGAAGAAGGAGACAUCUGCAGAGAUCAGGGCUGAUCACUAGAAGUGGAAGAAUCCUCUCGGAGAAAGAGUACAGACAGAACACCAUGAGGAAGGACCGCCAGAAGUUCACCAGAGAAUACUUGGCACAUGCCAUAUUCAAGAAGAUCCUUGAAAUGGAGCACAACUACGAGAUGGAGCUCAAGAGGCAACUGGAGACCACCGCUCAGAAGGAACGAGUGAAGAGAGUCAAGGUUGGCCGCUCACGGAGAGCAGUUGAGCAUUACAUGCCUGUGCUUUCUCCUCAUCCUCCAGUUGCUCCAAAAGCGAACCAUGGAUCAUGUGUUCUGAAUGAUCAAAUGUAUUCUAGUUCUUUAAAACUGGCUCUCCCUCGGCCAAAUACUGCCCCAGGAAGACCCAGCACUGCCCCAGCAAACACGCAGCCACGGCCAAGUCGUCUGCAGCCUCUCCUCAACCAUCCGGCAGCAGGAGUGACGCUCAAGCCAGCAUCAGUGUCCAAGUUAAAGCCGUCUGUGACGGAGGUGGAGAGGCGAUUUCCUAAUGGGGGUGAAAGGUACAGGAACCCUUCAGAGCACUCCCACGGAGUGGCUCCAUAUCAUCUGCCCAUCAUUAAUGAGUAUUUGGUGCCCGUGCCUCCACCACCGUCCCCAAGAAAUGAAAAGAUGAUCCACAGAAGUCGCAUCCAGGCAUGGAGAAGACGAGUUCGACCAACCACAGCCCCAGACAUCCCGGAGCCUCACAGGGAUUCCAGAAGAUAUCACAAAUCUCCUUGGCACAGUAAUGCCUUCAUCACCAUGAUCUACUGGGGGAAGAGGGUACACCUGAAUCAUGAUGACAUAAAUUACAAAGACGAGAUCAAGAUUUAUCAGCAGCACUGCGGCGGGGAAAACCUUUGCGUCUUCCAAGGCAAACUCCUUGAAAAAGAGACAUUUCGGUUCAUUUCCAAACGACAUUACGGCUUCCCCUUCAGCCUCACGUUUUUCCUGAAUGGGAUGCAGCUGGACAGGCUCAGCUCGUGCUGCGAGUUUAAGCAUCGCCGAGGGUCCAGGCUCGGAGGCAAGAACGGAUACUUUGGGUUUGUCGACAUCGAUGGAGCUUCUCCGUGCUACAAGUGCAUCAUUUCAAUGGGACUUGAUAAAAAGCCGCUACCGCCUCCAAAAAGAGAGAAAGAGAUAAUGGAGGUCAAUGAAGGCCCUGUCAAAGAGGAGGACUUCACCAAACUGAGGAAAAGUUUUAACGAAGAAGUGGAGAAUGUAAGGCCAUUGCCACCAACUUGUUCAGCUCCAGAAGAUGUCAAGAAAGUUGAAGAGUGCGUUGAAGAAGGUGUGGGAAGAGAAGAGGAGACGGGACCAGAUGCUGCUGAAAAUAACCAAGAAGCCUCAUUUAAAGACGCUAGGAAAACUUCCUUCUCAGGCUCAUCCGGAAGUAAUAUGUAUUCUAGUUCCAGUGAAGAUAUGUCUGAAAGGGGGGAUGAGAGAACCUACAGGGAGAAAAGCCAAGAAGAAACUUACCAAGAAAACUCAGAUUUCAGGGAUAUGGAUGAAGAGGACAAAGCUGAGGAAUACCCCCUUUCCCAGGGCGUCAUGGAUAGAAGAGAAAUUGAGUCAAAAAGGAGGGACCCUGAGGGAAUGUGGGAAGACCAAGAGACAGAAUGCCAUUCUUCCUUAAAAGAAAUCACCAAAAAGAGUGCAAGUGAUGGCUGCAGAGAUCAGGCUUCUGGAGCAGGAAAGGAAGAAGAUGAAGAUGUUCUGUUGCUUUUGGCCAAGACCGCCAAAGAGAUGGGUGAUACAAUGGCAAGGCUUUCUAAGGUUGAUGAAGGUGGUGGUGAGUAUAGUCAUUGAAUUGAGCGGAGAUUUUCCUCCUGCACAGAAGUUGAUCGUGGCCAUUACCUUUUGCAAGAGCAUGGGAAAUGCACUUGCAGCAAUACUGAAGACAUGACAUUAUUCUUUCCUGUUUGCCUCUGUGUCACAUAAAUCGUAUUGUGUACUUGGGCUUGUGUUUGUGUUCUUCUAAGUACUUCAGUCCCACUGGACUUGCCCUCCAAGGCUUUGGCACUAACCAACACAGAGCGAUUGCCUUUGUAGAGAAAGAAUGCAAUGGGAUGCAGGUUCAGAGGUGAAAACAACUUAAUGACUUUUCAGGGUCAUAGCAUGAGCCACACAUGCUCCCAGUUCCCAAAGAAUUCCUAUUCUAGUCUCUGACAUUUGGUUCAAAAUAUAAUGAUUCAUGGUGACACAACCCUUUAUCAUUAGAAAGUAUUAGUUUUGGAAAGAGAAGUGUCUGCUUAUAAUAUCAGGAAUAUCUCAUCUGAGGCCCAGGAAAUGUCUGUGAGUUUAAGUAGUUUUUAAGGAGGAUGAGAAACAGCAUGAUCCAGUGAAUAGAAAACAGGACCCCAGUCAGAAAGAAUUUAAAUUACUGCCUCUGAUACAUACUCGCUUGGUGAUCUUGGUCAAGUCACAUGCCUUUCAGUGCUCCAAGCAAUUCUCUGAGACUGUUUUGCAAGAGGGGUGCCGAUCUGUAUUGGUAGGUGGAAUUUACUCACUGGGAAUUCCCUACAUCAAUAAAACCUUAACACACAAGCAGAUGAGGAAGUGUGUGAGGUUCAAUGACUUAUCCUAGGACACAGAACCAAUAUUUGACAGUCAGGACUUGUUCCCACAUCUGAGGACAUUCCAGUGACGGACGCCAAGGCUUCUCUAAGAUUCAGUUCAACAAAUGUGCAUUAAACCCCUCCUAAAUGUAAGGCAUGUCAGGGCACUAGAUUUCCACUGGAUGGUUGAUUGAGUGUCUCAUCUCGGAGACUGACUCUUGGGUGUAGGUUAUGAUUCUUUCUAUCUGGUAAGGGUGAAGAGUGGCCAUGGAGCUCAGGUGUCUACUCUCCAUUAUCUUUAGCUCAGUCAGAUUAGAUUACUUAAGAUCUAGUUAUUCUUCUCCACAUAGGAGGCAAAUUAGGUGUUGGGAUCAUGACUGAGGUGGACGAUAGGUAAACAAGUUGUUUCCUAUCUGCUCUGCUAUAGAGUUGAGCAUCUGCAUGCCCCAGCAAAGGGGAUAGCAUACUCUCUAGUUUUUUGCUUUUGUUUUUUCUUUUUCCAAAAUUUAGUUAAAAGGAACAGGCUAAGUGUAUCAAUAAAAUAAGCAUCUUUUUUCCAAAGUUUUGUAAUAUCUGAGUCAACAAUACCAUAAACUUAAUUUUAGAAAUCUGCUUUAAAAAGGAACUGAGCUUUUCAGUAACUUUGACUUAAUUGCUGAGUUUAAUUGCAUAUUUUGGAUGAUUCGGCAAAUUUAUUAAAUAAGGUAGGCUUUGACUUAAAUAAGGUGGAUGUGUUAAUUGAUAUAGAAACCAUGUCUUCAUGCUUUGAUUUUCACUCUAGAAAACUAAAUUCUUCUGCCUAAUUUUAGAUAUUAUAAUGUAUGUAUAUAUACACAUUCUGUAACUAUAGAUAGUAUAUGAUAUACACAUACAAUUCAAAUGUUGACAAUAUAGGCACGCAUAUACCUAUUUGUAUAACAAAAAAGUAUAGAUGGUAAUAUGAAGAUAAUGGAAAACAUGGCUAGUCAGUUUGUCACUGGCCGUAUCAUCCCAGAGGUAAAUAUUAGGUUCUUCUAGGAUUCAUAAAACUGUAUUAAUUUGUUCUUUUCUUCCUGACAUACAGGGAAAACAUGGGUUCUUGACUAAAUAAUAAAUAUAUUGCUUUCGCUAA
Molecule: messenger RNA, 3829 nt
Organism: Vombatus ursinus (common wombat)
Lineage: Eukaryota; Metazoa; Chordata; Mammalia; Diprotodontia; Vombatidae
Gene: ERICH3
Product: glutamate rich 3
Exons: 11
Coding region: 47-1969 (640 amino acids)
Source: RefSeq, a predicted model, not a curated record